Molecule: messenger RNA, 1350 nt
Organism: Penicillium longicatenatum
Lineage: Eukaryota; Fungi; Ascomycota; Eurotiomycetes; Eurotiales; Aspergillaceae
Product: putative erythromycin esterase
Exons: 1
Coding region: 1-1350 (449 amino acids)
Biological process (GO): response to antibiotic
Source: RefSeq, a predicted model, not a curated record
AUGUCACAGCUACAAGACCUAUUCAAUCGAGCUAUAGAGCCACUCCCGGGACUUGCGGACAAGAGUUUCGCAUCUUACUUCGACAGAUUUGCCGACAAACAAGUUGUACUUCUCGGCGAUGGCAGCCAUGGCACAUCUGAGUUCUACACCGCACGGGCCGAGAUCACGAAAAGAUUCAUAAAGGAACAUGGCUUCACCAUGGUCGCUGUCGAAGCAGAUUGGCCCGAUGCCGAGGCAAUCGACAGAUACGUGCGCAUGCGAACAGGUCCACAAGCGCAGAUCGGCGGCACAGCGCGCGGCUUCGAGCCAUUCAAGCGAUUCCCAACUUGGAUGUGGCGCAACCGCGAGAUGCAAGAUCUCGUAGAGUGGAUGCGCAAUUGGAACAAAGAUCUACCCCCAAACAGGCGAGUUGGCUUCUACGGUCUGGAUCUAUAUAGCAUGGGAGCCUCUAUUCGAGCUGUGAUCGACUACCUCGACAGCGUGGACCCGGUAGCGGGCAAAGAAGCACGUAAAAGAUAUGGAUGUCUUGCGCCGUGGACAGAGGAGCCAAUCGAGUAUGGACUGGCUGCCCUUCAUGGAAUAAAAGACUGCGAGAAGCAAGUGCUGCACAUCUUGCAAGACCUGUUGGAGAAACGACUAGAAUAUGUCACAGAGGAUUACCAAGACCGCGAUGAAUAUCACAGUGGCAAACAGAAUGCCUAUCUCGUGCGUGAUGCGGAGAAAUACUACAAGGCCAUGUAUUGGAGUGAGGCUAGUUCAUGGACACUGAGAGAUACGCACAUGUUCAGCACUCUACAACGUAUCCUGCAGCACCGUCCACCACCAGAGAACAAAGCGGUCGUGUGGGCUCAUAACUCGCACGUUGGGGAUGCUCGCUACACAAGCAUGGGAAUACGUCGCGACGAGCUCAAUAUUGGCCAAUUGUGCAGAGAGCGAUUGGGUCGAGAGAACGUUGCGAUUAUUGGUUGUGGUACCCACACGGGCACCGUUGCUGCAGCUCAUGAAUGGGACGAGGAUAUGCAGAUCAUGGACGUUCGUCCCUCCAGAGAAGAUAGUUGGGAGAUAAUCGCACACGAUACUGGCGUGCCGAGCUUUCUUCUCGAUCUUCGACGGGGCUACCUUGACUCCACCCUCCGUGCUGGUCUUGCUAAAGAAAUCCGUCUGCAGCGGUUUAUUGGUGUGAUUUACAGACCUGAUACCGAAAGGGCAUCUCAUUACUCUCAAGCAAUUCUCCAUAAGCAGUUUGACGGAUAUGUCUGGUUCGAUCGGACAGAGGCUGUCAAGCCGUUGGAGGUUAUUCAACCCAAAACAGCUCUUGGAAAAGAAGAAACCUAUCCCUUUGGACUUUAA